UGGGACUCUUAAACCGGUCAAAUUUCCAAACCCUAACUUCAUCCCCAAAUUAGAGAGAGAUGCAGAAACGGGAGCUUGGGAAAUCCGGCGGUAAUUCCGGUGGAUCUUCAGGUCCACCACCGAAGAGAGGCCGUCCCUUCGGUAGUACAAGUGCUAACUCAGCCGCUGCAGCUGCGGCAGCUGCAGCAGCCGAUGCGAUGUCUCCCUCAGCUCUACUCGGUCCUUCUCUUCUUGUUCACAAUUCCUUCGCCGAGCAGAACAAUAGAAGAAUAGUUCUUGCGCUACAAAGUGGUUUAAAGAGUGAAGUAACAUGGGCGUUGAAUACACUUACAUUGCUUUCCUUUAAGGAAAAAGACGAUAUUCGAAGAGAUGUCACGCCUCUUGCUAAGAUAUCUGGCUUGCUUGAUGCACUUCUCUUAAUUAUAGAUGACUGGCGUGACAUAGCUCUUCCAAAGGAUCUAACAAGAGGAACUAGGGUUAGGACUUUAGGUACAAAUGCUUCGGUUACGGGAUUUGGCAAUGAGUAUGAUGCUCUAGCCUCUAUUCAACUCCCUGGAUCCGGCAUUGGUUCUUCAGCUGCUGAGGGAUUAGGGAAAAAGAGCGGUGGAAAACAUCAGUCAUCUCAGUGGUGGAUGGAAGAGGAUGGUUUGUUUAAUCUAGACGAUGAAGGGAGAUCAGAGAAACAAAUGUGCGCCAUUGCUGCAUCUAACGUUAUCCGCAACUUCUCCUUUAUGCCUGAUAAUGAAGUUGUAAUGGCUCAGCAUCGCCAUUGCUUAGAAACUGUCUUCCAGUGCAUACACGAUCAUAUGACUGAGGAUGAAGAGCUGGUCACAAACUCGCUCGAGACAAUCGUAAACCUGGCGCAUUUGAUGGAUCUUCGAAUUUUCAGCUCGCUUAAGCAGUCAUACAUUAACAUAAAUGAGAAGAAAGCUGUUCAAGCUGUGGUUGGAAUCCUCGAUUCUUCCGUCAAAGCUUGGAAUUGUGCUGCUGCUGAAUUACUGGGGCGUUUGAUUAUUAAUCCGGACAAUGAACCUUUCAUUAGUCCCUUAAUCCCACAGAUACACAAGCGACUAGUCGAUCUCUUGAGCAUACAAGCCGUUGAUGCACAAGCCGCAGCUGUUGGAGCACUCUACAAUCUCGUGGAAGUUAACAUGGAUUGCAGAUUAAAGCUCGCAAGUGAGAGAUGGGCGGUUGAUAGAUUGCUAAAAGUGAUAAAGACUCCGCAUCCAGUUCCAGAAGUAUGCAGAAAAGCUGCGAUGAUCCUUGAGAACCUUGUCUCCGAGCCUCAAAACAGAGGAUUGCUACUCGCGUAUGAAAAUGCCUUCGCUGAGCUACUUUUUCAAGAUGGUAAGUAUUCUGAUUCAUUUGCUAGGAUUUUGUAUGAACUCACUGCUAGAUCAAAUAGCAGAGUGGCUUCAGCUAGAGGAAUCUGGGGUAUGUAAAAGUCUCUAGAUUAGUGGGUUCGAUUAAUUAAGUUUGUUGUAAUCAAUUAGUAGUAAACUUUAAUCAUUUGCUAUGUAUUUGUUAAACAAAGUAGAUGGAUUCUUCUCAUUAUUUCGCAUAGCUUCGA
This is a messenger RNA of Arabidopsis lyrata subsp. lyrata, 1570 nucleotides long. Its product is annotated as armadillo repeat-containing protein LFR. Bases 60 to 1442 code for a protein of 460 amino acids. Gene Ontology annotation, molecular function: protein binding; nucleosome binding. Gene Ontology annotation, biological process: positive regulation of DNA-templated transcription; chromatin remodeling; regulation of transcription by RNA polymerase II. The transcript has 8 exons. NCBI's taxonomy places the organism in Eukaryota, Viridiplantae, Streptophyta, Magnoliopsida, Brassicales, Brassicaceae. The record is from RefSeq and is a predicted model, not a curated record. Gene Ontology annotation, cellular component: nucleoplasm; brahma complex; SWI/SNF complex.